AUGCUACGACGAACAAUUCCACGGGCGACUGCGCGCUCGCCACAGUUACUGCGCAAGCCAUACCGGCGCUGCUAUGCAACAGAGCCCAUCGCGCCCCCAGCCUCCUCCCAGUCGCGCAUCGAGCGCUUCAAUCGCCGCCUACCAAGAUUCCUGCACAAGUACACCAAUGCGCUCGGCAAUGCGCCAGUCACCCACAUAACGUCAUUUCUCAUCCUUCACGAACUCACGGCCAUAAUUCCCUUGUUCGGGCUCGCGGGCUAUUUUCAUUACACGCACUGGCUACCGCCGUGGUUCGCCGAAGGGGCUUGGAUUGCUUCGGGAGUUGAGCGCUUUGGUCGCUACUUCAAGCGCAAGGGCUGGAUACGUAGUGACGAAGCCCUAGAAGCUGAACGUGAAGUCGACGAGAUCCAGAAAGAUGACAAGCAGCGGAGAUGGAUGAAGGGUAGCGGUUUGCUGUCGGCAUCAGACGAUGACGGGAUUGGCAGCGAGACAAAGAGAUUGAGGAAAGUGGAUCAGGCUUGGAAUAUCAGUGAAGGCGGUGUCAGACUCGUGGUCGAGUUUGCGACUGCUUACGCCAUUGUCAAAAUGUUCUUGAUUCCAAGGAUUGUGUUCAGCGUUUGGGCUACUCCGACCUUUGCAAGAUGGACGGUUUCCCCAUUUCUGAAGGCGUUUCGCGGCAUGUUCAGGAAGAAGGGAAAGAGCACUGAAGCUGUCAAGGGAGGCGCUGCACCCAAGACUAAUAGUGGAAAGAAUUCGAGGUCUGCAAUGGCCGACGCUAUCACGCAGAAGACUAUCACCCACGCUUUGGCAGGUACUCUCAAACCAUGGUCCCUCGAGGUCUUGCUGGAGGUGGCUACCCUGGCUACUCGUCUGGGUAUGCAAAUGGUACUGGAUAUCAUAUCGGGGCCCGCGAUGUUUUGGGGGUCAAUUCAGCGAUAUACCCCAUUCUGGCUUUCACAUCUACUCAUCAAACUUGCAAUAUCGCAAUCACCACCAGAUAUUCGCAAAGACUGGCUAUCAAUCAUCAUAAUGGAAGCAUACCCAAAGCCCCGCCACCAGUACAUCUAUAAUCCCCGAUACGGACAACGUGGCCUCCUCACCUAUGCCAGCCAGGCCGCCAAUGGCGCCGCACCCACCGGCGUCGUUGGAGGCGGCUUUGGCUACGGUGGGUUUGGAGGCGUUGGCGUUGGUAUGGGUGUAGGAUAUGGGGUAGGUGCUUACCAACCUGCGCUAUACAACGCCCGUCCCCUGUACCCUCAAACUUACGCCACCAACUACUACUCCCCGAAUUACUCUUAUCCUUCCUACGGAGGGGUCUAUGGCUACUACAACUACAACUUGUAUGGCUCGCUGUACCCACUUGCUAACUUCUAUUACCCCUACCAGAGGACCUACUACAAUACAGUACCCACUUAUGGCUACACGGCGCACGUCUACCCACCCGGACCGACUACCACUACCACUACCACUACCUACCACGUGACGAACAGCCAGGCUCAAAACUAUUCAACACCCAUCACACAAACGGUCAGGGAGACGAGACCAGCAUACGUCCACAGUCACGCGCAGCAAGGCCCCACACGCGAGGACAUCCAGAUGGAGAGUCGGAGGAUUGCGACAGAGCGUGGCUCGUACGAUCCGCGCAAGAUUAGGCCAGCCGAUGCACGCGACGACGAUCCCUUCUGGUGUCGCGAAAUCAACGGAGAGUGGCAUCUCAGGUCAUACUACCAGAUCGAGAACGAGUGCCAUCCCGGUCGGUGGAUGAUGGAUGCUGAUAUCGGCUUCCUUGUUUUUCACCGCGCGUGA
Messenger RNA from Alternaria burnsii, 1806 nucleotides. RefSeq lists its product as uncharacterized. Gene Ontology annotation, cellular component: mitochondrion. The record is from RefSeq and is a predicted model, not a curated record. Bases 1 to 1806 code for a protein of 601 amino acids. NCBI's taxonomy places the organism in Eukaryota, Fungi, Ascomycota, Dothideomycetes, Pleosporales, Pleosporaceae. The transcript is spliced from 4 exons.